Messenger RNA from Cantharellus anzutake, 601 nucleotides. RefSeq lists its product as uncharacterized. The transcript has 7 exons. The record is from RefSeq and is a predicted model, not a curated record. NCBI's taxonomy places the organism in Eukaryota, Fungi, Basidiomycota, Agaricomycetes, Cantharellales, Hydnaceae. The coding region runs from base 118 to 450 and encodes 110 amino acids.
CGAUCUGGGUCAAAGCGCAAGUUGAACCUCCUCAAGCAGCAACGUAUUUUCAUCAUCCUCAUUAACAGAAAUAUCACCCACGGUAUUGAAAGCUUCGUCCGACCCACACGCCACCUCAUGAUAUCUUGGCUAACAUUGGAGGCGGUGGCGGACCUCAUGAUAGCCUUAGCCAUGUCAUAUUUCCUCCACAGGCGUCGCACAGGGUUUCGACAGACGGAUACAGUGUUACGGCAAUUAAUAGUAUAUGCAAUCAACACCGGUCUGUUGACUAGUGUUCUGGCACUGGCCGUCAUGUUCGCUUUCGCACUCUACGGCUUCCACUUCGUACACAUGAUUCUGCACUCACGCUCGAGACUCCGGGCGGAACUUCAUUCCGGAAAAAACGGGAUUUCAAUACACUUGUCCCACCUUCCUCCCAAGAUACAUAACCAGAUAAGUGAUAUGGCGUAGUGUAAGUCGGACAAAUGUACUUGGUCAACAGGUACCAGUUCGUCGCCUCAGGCGAGGAUGGAGACAGGGUAAUGAGGAACCAGGAUCUUGAAUCUUCUCUGAGCAUGUCAGCCAGUGAAUUUGCUGAAUGCGGAUUAGAAUGUAUGGAGAA